Messenger RNA from Neopelma chrysocephalum (saffron-crested tyrant-manakin), 1183 nucleotides. It is a transcript of the gene AK6, whose product is annotated as adenylate kinase 6. The record is from RefSeq and is a predicted model, not a curated record. Gene Ontology annotation, cellular component: cytoplasm; nucleus. The coding region runs from base 60 to 575 and encodes 171 amino acids. The transcript is spliced from 5 exons. Gene Ontology annotation, molecular function: AMP kinase activity; ATP binding; ATP hydrolysis activity. Lineage: Eukaryota; Metazoa; Chordata; Aves; Passeriformes; Pipridae.
GCGCGCGCCGGCGGCGGCGGAGGCCCCCGCGCACGUGUCUCCAGGGCGACGGCGGCGCCAUGAGGCGGCCGAACGUGCUGAUCACCGGCACUCCGGGCGUUGGGAAAACCACGCUGGGAAAGGAACUGGCAUCCAGAGCAGGGCUGAGCUACGUCAACGUGGGGGACCUGGCCAAGGAAGGGGAGCUGUACGAGGGCUUUGACCAGGAGUACGACUGCCCCAUCCUGGACGAAGACAGGGUGAUCGACGAGCUGGAGGCCAGGAUGAGUGAGGGCGGGGUGGUGGUGGAUUACCACGGCUGCGACUUCUUCCCCGAGCGCUGGUUCCACAUCGUGUUCGUGCUGCGCACGGACAACUCCUUCCUCUACGACAGGCUGGAGAGCAGGGGCUACACGGGGAAAAAGCUGCAAGACAACAUCCAGUGUGAGAUUUUUCAGACUCUUUACGAAGAAGCUAUGGAGUCAUACAAAAAGGAAAUUGUGCACCAGUUACCCAGCAACACCCCAGAGGACCUGGAGAGAAACUUGGAUCAGAUUAUGCAAUGGAUUGAGCAGUGGAUGAAGGACAACAACUGACUCUGGGUGGAACGGUGACUGCUGGAUCUCUUCCUGGGAGGGUUCAAUAAAUGACAUUCAUUUUGUAUCAGUUAACAUGAAUUUUACUGUAACUGGACAUGGUUGGGGAGUAGAAGGUUUAGAACAGCCAAGUUUGUGAGUGUUUGGAACAGCCUCUGAAGCACCCUGGGAGAGACACACAGGAGGACCCACACAAGGGAAUGGAAGGAUGGAAACGACACCAUAUUUCUCAGUAGAGGAGCUGUGUUCAAUAAUUGAGAACUCUUUGGGCCUCACAGUUAAAACCAAACUGUGAACUCACCCCAGAAAAACUGUAAAAUGCUGAUAACUGGUGGCACUUUGGAUUUCUGGAGGGUGCAACAGUGUCCUGAAAAGGGGUUAAUCUAAAGCUGAGUUGUGAGACUGGAAACUGCUGUGCCCCACUGUGUCCUUGGGUGUGAGGCUAAUGCAGAAUGAGGGGUUGGUUCAGGUUAAGGGAGGAAGUGACAUGGUAACAGUUAUUUUAAAAUUCACAGAACUCUGGGAAUUCCUUCAUGGGUGAGGACACAUGGGCUGUGUCUGCACUGGUGUGGGAUGCUGAGCAAUAAAGAGCAAUAAGCUUUCUUUUC